Molecule: messenger RNA, 5448 nt
Organism: Lottia gigantea (owl limpet)
Lineage: Eukaryota; Metazoa; Mollusca; Gastropoda; Lottiidae
Exons: 4
Coding region: 1-5379 (1792 amino acids)
Source: RefSeq, a predicted model, not a curated record
AUGGCGGCGACAAUCCAAAAAUUUGGGAUAGCAAUAAUGAUAUUAGGCGUUUUGAUCUUGUUAGGGACUUGUUUGCUUUUACCAAAUUAUAAACAGAGUGACCGAACAGAAAUCGUUGCUAACUCCGAGGCUUUAAGCUCUGUUCGUAUCAAGAGACUCGCUAAACAUAUUAGAAAUGAAAGAUCACCACAGAAACGUAAGAAGAAAAAGUCAAAAUCCAAGAAAAGAAAGGGGAAGAAAAGAUCUAAAAGUAAAACUAAAAAUAAAUCAAAGAAAAAGAAAAGAAGGAGGAAGAAAAAGACAAAGAAAAAGUCAAAGAAGAUAAAGAAAAAAAAGAAAAGUAAGAAAUCAAGUAGAUCAAGAUCCAAAACUAAAACGUCAAAAAACAAAAAAUCUAUGUCCGAUACACAACAAAAAGCACAAGGAAAUGAUGCAGAAGAACCGAAUGAAAAACGAAAGAGUCAGAAAGCUGAAUCUAUUGAACAAAAGAGGAAACAAACACAAGAUAAUAUGAAACAGAAGAAACAAGCAGUGAAGAAUAAGAAAAAGAAACCACCAUUAAAAAAAAUAACCCCAGUGGUAGAUCAAAGAGAAUUUACUUCGGAGUCGGUAGAUCAAAGUGAAUUUACUCCGGAUCAAAAAAAGAAACUAAAAGUAAUUGUUAAUGAAAAAUUGUCAGAAAAAAGUGAGAUGAAGAAACAAACUGAAAUGGAGAAAAAGACACAGAAAACGAAGAAAAUUGAUAGCGUAAAGAAAGGGAAGAAGAAAAAGGCGAGAGAAAAAAAAAUACAAAAACCAAUAAAAGAGGAGAAAAAAGAUGAAAAAACAGACAAACAGGUUAAUAAAACUAAAAGUGAGAAGCAAAAGGCAAGGAAGAAAGGCAAGAAAAAGAAGAAAUCAAAGAAAAAAGGGAGAAAGAAAACGAAUCAAAAUGGAAAGAAGAAGAAAAUGGAAAAGACAAAGCAAAAACUAACAAUGAAAGUAAAAGAAGACCUUGAAGAGAGAGAAGAAGAUCACGAACAGGAAAGGAAUAUUGCAGCAUCAUCAGAAGAAGAACAAGGUCAAGAGAAGGCAAAGAUGAAAUCUUCCCUGGGGGGUAAAAAUAGAAAGGUAGAAGAACAACAUGAUAUUGAACCAUCAUCUGAAGAAGAUGAAAUUGAAGAUCAGAUGGAAGGAGAAAAUAUAUCGUUUGAUGAAGAUAAUGACAAGAAAGAAGAAAAAGAGGAACAAAUUAUAGAACCAUCUGAAAAGAAACAAAAUGAAGAAAAAAGCAUACAGUUGAAUAAGAAACAGGAAACAAAGAAAAGGGGAGAAAAGAACAGAAAAUUGAGCAAGAAAAAGAAGACAAAUAAAGAGAUUAAGAGGACAAAGAAAAAUAGGAAUGGGAAGAAUAUAGAAAAGAGUGAAAUGACCAAGAAAAUACCAAAAAAUGUUGAGGGGCAUCCGGAAAAAUCUAUACAGAUAUCAAUGGAUGAAGAGGUGAAAAACCACGAAAACUCGGGUAUAAAGGGUCAGAAAAAUAAAAGUGAGAAGCGAAAGAGAAGGAAGAAGAAAAAGAGGAAAUCAAAGAAAAGGGGAAAGAAGGUGAAGAAGAAGAAGAAAUCAAAGAAAAAGACAAAACCAAAGCUGCCAAAAGAAGAUCUUGAAGAGCAAAAAGAGGAACUAAAUCAAGGAAAAGAAAAUAUUAAAUCUUCUAAUGAAGAUAAUGUCAAGAAAGAAGAAAAAGAGGAUAUUGAGCUAUAUAAAGAUCACGAACAGGAGAAGGGUGAAAGUAUGGUAGAAGAUGUAAAUAAAGCAGGUAAAGAUGAAGGUGAAGCGAAAAAUGAAGGAAAUAUUGAAUCUUCUAAGGCAGGUGAAGUUAAAGAUCCAUCCUCUGAAAAAUCUUCAAAAACUGAGAAAGGAGAACUUGUACAUGCCAGAGAUAACAAAAACAUAAAAUUGAAACCAAAGCCAACAGAGGAAGAACGGAAGACGAAACAAACCCCUGAUGCUAGUAAAUUAAAGACAACAAGAGCCAGAGAAAAUAAACCAACAGCAAAGAACGAAAAUACAGCUUAUACAACACAACGUAUAUUGGUAUUGUCGGGGCUGUGUUUAUUUGCAUCGAAUGCAAGAUUCAACACCGGGGUUAAGGUUGAUGCUUAUACUGAUACAGAUACUAUUAGCUCCUCUCGUAUGCGAAGAAGUGUUGCCAAAAAUGAAAAAUCGGAGAUGGGAUUAGAAGAGGAAUCGCUUGAAAAAUCCGAAAAACCAAGUCAUAAAAUAUCAUUUAAAUUUAAAAAACCAACACUUGUGGAUAAUACAGAGAAAAGGGGUGAGCAUAAACACGUGAAAAUUGCAAAUAAUAAGCAUAAACCAGAAAAAUUACUAACAUUCAAAAAAGAUGAAAAUGAUAUUAGGGCACAACAGAAAAGUGUGAAAAUGGUUGAAAAGUUGGCAAGCAAGUUGGAGAAUAUUGCAAAAUCUGAAGAUAUGCAUAAGGAGGACACAAACCAAGAUGAAGGGAAAGAUGAAACUCAAGACGCUACGCCUGAAGCGAAAGCAGAGUCGAUCGCUGAAACCAAACAAAUGGAGAAUCCAGAGGAGCCAGAAGAGGAAUUUGCAAUUUCAGCUGUCUCUUUGGCACAGGAAGAUUUGACCACUCCUUCCACAGAAGAAAUAUCAGAAACAAAAACAGUAUCCGAAGAAGAAAAUAUAAUCUUACAGGAAAAUGCUUUGCCUACCCCCCAAGAAAUCAUCGUAAAGAAUGCACUACAUAAAAUAUCAAAAACCACCCCAAGCCUCGAAAAAAUUGCAUUGGCACCUACUACUAUAGAAACCACCCAACUUACUGAAGGAAGAAUAUUAGAUAUCUUGCCAAAUCCCAAAAAACCUAUAGAGGUGGAAAAAACAAAUAUAAUCCCGAAAGAAGAAAAACCCGCUGCCUUACCCGUGCCACAAAAACCUGUUGUGAAGGAAAAAACAAUUAUAAAACCCGAAACCAACCCCAGCCCGAAAACAGAAAAGUCGGAUGAAUUGCCCGUGCCACAAAAACCUAUUGUGAAAGAAAAACUGGUUAUAAAAUCGAAGACCACCCAAAGCCCGAAAAAAGAAAAGUCAGAUGUCAUGCCCGUGCCACAAAAACCUAUUGAGACAGAAAAACCAAUUAUAAAAUCGAAAACCAUCUCAAGCCCAAAAAAAGAAAAAUCAGAUGUCAUUCCUGUGCCACAAAAACCUAUUGUGAAAGAUAAACCUACGAUACAGUUGGAAACCACCCUAAGCCCGAAAAAUGAAAAAAUAGAUGCCUUACCCGUUCCACCAAAACCUGUUGUGAAAGAAAAAACAAUUAUAAACUCGAAAACUAACUCAAGCCCAAAAGAAGAAAAAUCAGAUGCAUUGCCCGUGCCACAAAAACCUAUUGUAAAAGAAAAUCCACAGAUAAAGUGGGAAACCAUCCCAAGCCCAAAAGAAGAAAAAUCAGAUGCCUUACCCGUGCCACAAAAACCAAUUAUAAAAUCGAAAACCACCCCAAGCCCAAAAGAAGAAAAAUCAGAUGCCACUCCCGCGCCACAAAAACCUAUUGAGAAAGAAAAACCAAUUAUAAAAUCGAAAACCACCCCAAGCCCAAAAGAAGAAAAAUCAGAUGCCAUUCCCGCGCCACAAAAACCUAUUGAGAAAGAAAAACCAAUUAUAAAAUCGAAAACCACCCCAAGCCCAAAAGAAGAAAAAUCAGAUGCCAUUCCCGCGCCACAAAAACCUAUUGAGAAAGAAAAACCAAUUAUAAAAUCGAAAACCACCCCAAGCCCAAAAGAAGAAAAAUCAGAUGCCAUUCCCACGCCACAAAAACCUUUUGAGAAAGAAAAACCAAUUAUAAAAUCGACAACCACCCCAAGCCAAAAGUCGGAAACCAUUCCCAUCUCAGACGAAGAAAAAUCAGAUGCCUUACCCGUGUCACAAAAACCUAUUAUGCAAGAAAAACCAAAGAUAAAGUCCGAAAACAUUCCCAUCCAAGAAGAAGAAAAAUCAGAUGCAUUACCCAUACCAAAAAAACCUAUUAUGCAACAAAUUCCGAUGAUAAAGUCGGAAACCAUACCAAGCCCAGAAGAAGACAAAGCAGAUACCUUGCCUGUGCCACAAAAACCUACUAUGCAAGAAAAACCAAAGGUAGAGACAGUUAUUACCCCAAGCUCGAAACUAGAAAAAAUAGGUGCCUCCACCACUCCUCAGAAAGCUCUUGUCAAUGUAGAACCAAAGAAAAAGUCAGAAAUUACCCAAAUUCCCGAAGAAAAAUUAUCGACUUCAAAGGAUGCUACCUUGCCAAAGAAAACCAAAGAACCCUUUAUGAAUGAAACGCCAAAUAUCUUAUCAACUCCAAAAGCAUCAACGGAACGUUCUAUUACCACUGCGGAAACGACACACGAGAUGAACGUUAUAUCAACAACUUCUAAGAAAGUAAUUUCGACAGUGGAUUCUAACGAAAAGCAUGAUCUAUUAUCAGUUACCACAGAAAUGUCACCCGAAAGUCCAACAAGUUCAACCGUUUCUUCAAAACAUAAACAGGGCUCUUUAGUUGGUUCUAUGGGAUCCCACGUAAAACAUGCAAACAUAGGGAAGAAUACAAACAAAAAUGAAACUUCCGUUUUGAAAGAUCGGCUUAAAAAGAAAAUCGAUUCCUUGAAGGUGCCAAAGAACAUUGACAGCAAUGUUUUCAAAUCUAAUUUUAAGCAUAAAAUCAACCCAUCCAAGCUUCCGAAGAAAGUAGAGUCCUCUGUGUUAAAAAAUAAUCUCAAGAAAAGGGUCGAUAACUUAAAUAUUCCAAAGAAAACAGAAACUAAGUUUUCAAAACACACACACAAAAAAUCGCCCAAUCACCAUGCCCCUCCUAUAAAACAUAAACAUCAAACGCUGAAACAGAUGAAUAAGGCGAAAAUGUCUGAAGAGAAUCGAAGAAACGAUUUGGGUGCAAAACUGGAAAACAAUGAAGAGGAAAUAGAUGUGAUAGCAAAAACUACAUCCACACCUAGCAUCGUGGAUGAUAACCUUCGAAAACUAGAGGAGGACGUAUUUGGUGAAACAAUCUUAUCAGGAAAGACGAAGGCCGAAGAGGAACGAUCUUUGGAGCUGGUCAAGAAAGUUGAACAUGAGGCCAAAGUUGCAGAAGAAAAAGUCCAGAAGCUCAAUGAGAAAAACCCAGCAGCUGUCAUGAAUUUAAAUGCAAAAAUUGCCAACAUUACUUCCAAAUUACACCCAACAGCUGACGGCAGCCAAACUCAACUAAUUUUAAACCCAGCUGAUGAAAGAUCUGUGGCUAAAAAGAGACAAGAAAAUAACAAAGCUUUGACAAUUAUGCUAAAUGAGCUAAGACAAUUAUUGGAAGAGAUGAAUCAUAAUAAAGUUUAGACUAUCCCAAGAUUUAAUAUUUUGUAUAAGUAUAUCAAUAUUAUUUUGUAAAAAAGUAUGAUGUGUCUU